Molecule: messenger RNA, 564 nt
Organism: Nanorana parkeri
Lineage: Eukaryota; Metazoa; Chordata; Amphibia; Anura; Dicroglossidae
Product: endonuclease domain-containing 1 protein-like
Exons: 2
Coding region: 1-564 (187 amino acids)
Molecular function (GO): hydrolase activity; metal ion binding; nucleic acid binding
Source: RefSeq, a predicted model, not a curated record
AUGUGUCUGCACCCCUCCCCCAUACUGGCGGGGGUCAACCAGAUAGACAUGCUGCAGCCUUCAAAUAGCUACAUGAGCAUCAACAUGGAGGAUGUCAUAGAGAGUCAGGCUGUGAACGAUGAUUAUAGGAAUUCCGGCUACAGCCGAGGACACGUCAACCCAAGUGGGCACCACAGCUCAGAUUCCCAGCUCUCCACCUUCACCUACACCAACAUGGCGCCCCAAGACUCCACCUUCAACAGCGGAACCUGGAACCAAUACGAGACCUUCCUACGAGACAAGAUCAUGUCCACAUGCAGCCAGACGCACGUCCUCAGCGGCGUCAUCGUCUCCGGAUUCAGUCCGUCCAAAGGCAAGUGGCUGCGGAACCGCGUCAAUGUGCCGGACUUUUACUGGAGUGCGUUUUGCUGUGUACGGCAAGACGGUACCAAGAUGGCGGAGGGGAGGUUGGGCCGCAAUGUCUCCCCGUAUGAUGUGGUGACCAAAACCAUCCCAGAGCUCCAAAACAUCCUGAAGAACACAUAUGGAGAGGCCGUGACACUGUUCCAAGAUGGCUGCCAGUGA